This is a messenger RNA of Harpia harpyja (harpy eagle), 1477 nucleotides long. Its product is annotated as endogenous retrovirus group K member 9 Gag polyprotein-like. The record is from RefSeq and is a predicted model, not a curated record. Lineage: Eukaryota; Metazoa; Chordata; Aves; Accipitriformes; Accipitridae. The transcript is spliced from 2 exons. The coding region runs from base 52 to 1083 and encodes 343 amino acids. Gene Ontology annotation, biological process: viral process.
AGGAUUAAAAUGGGUGCCCAGAUGUCUGCGGAAGAAGGGGCAAUUGUAUGAAUGCUUUCGCAUAUCCUCUCCGUGAGAGGGAUUAAGUAUGAUUCAAAUACUUUACGUAUGAUGCUGAAGUGGCUUAAGGACCAUGGUGCCCCCACUUCGAAUGUAGAAGUCUUUGAAGUUAAAAAUUGGGAAGAAAUGGGAAAAGCAAUUUGGGACUUUGUAUCGCGUGGGGACGCAAAGGCUCAGAAAAUCUCCGCUAUGUGGAGAUCGGUGCUGGAAAUGUUGAAAGCCCUUCAGGCAGAAAAGGAGGUGGCUGCCGCUGCAAAAAUUUCAAUUGAAGAUACCCCGGAAAAAAAGAGAAGUGUGUGUGGCAAGGUGGUAAAUAAUUCAGACAGUGAUGAGGAAUUAAACACUGAGGGAGAUGUCACUAAUGGAGGCAACGAUCAACCUUUAAGUAACCUGCCUCUCGAGCAGGGACCUAUCCCCUCUGCACCUCUCUGUGAGGCAGAUACAUCCCCAGGAGAAGCUAUAAAAAAGCGAUGGAAGGACAUAAAUGAUAAAAUGUUAACCAAAGGUCUAAAUCCUGUGGCUUUUCCAGUUACAGUCAGGCAGAAUGCCCCAAAUGUGUGGCAACCUUUCAAUUGGGAUUUAAUAAAAGAAGUACGGAAAACAGUAAUGGCUAAUGGACUGUCUGCUCCGUUUAGUCAGGCGUUAUUGGAGAAUAUAUUUUCUGGUCAAAUUUUAACGGGCUUUGACUGUACACAAUUGGCUACAAUGAUUUUAACCCCGACUCAGCGUCUAUUAUGGAAGGUGAAAUGGGCAGAAUUAUGUGAUUUAGCGGCACUAAGAAAUUUGGACCGCCCAGAAGGAGAUCCGCAGUAUAUGAUCACUACUGCACAAAUGAUGGGGACUGGUGACUUUGCAGAUGUUAAUAGGCAAGCGAGGCUACUGGUGGAAGCAUUACAAGAAUCAGCUUCCUUAGCUCUGAAGGCAAUGGUAACCUUGCCUGAAGCUGGAAAGCCAGAACAAUCAUUUACAAGUAUAAGGCAGGGUAAUACGGAACCUUAUAUGUCCUUUAUUGAUCGUCUGUGAGAUGCUAUUGAAAAGCAAAUAGAUAAUGCUGAUGCCAAAGAAGCACUGAUAAUAAUGUGGGGCCGAGGUUAUGCUUGUGUCAUUACAGAAAAUGGGCCAAAGUGGAUUCCAACUAAAUGGACGAAACCUUAUGCUGAGAUUGAUAUGGAACACACUGACUGUAGUAAGCAGCAUGACAGUGACACUGGUGAUUGAUCCACACCGUUUAACACCGUGGGACAGUAAGAAUGUUUGGGUGACACUGGCUAAAGCUAUUAAUCAAACCUCUUUUUGUGUGUCAUUGGCAUUACCUGAACAGUCUUUUAUUCUUAUGUAUUUUAUUAGGUAUAAUGUUGCUUUUACUGUGUUUAAUUAAUUGUGUUCAUAGAUCUUUGCAAAGGGCAAUACAGCAGGU